Rotaria sordida is the source of this 912-nucleotide messenger RNA. NCBI's taxonomy places the organism in Eukaryota, Metazoa, Rotifera, Eurotatoria, Philodinida, Philodinidae. The record is from the annotation of a GenBank genome assembly.
AUGCCCUCAACGGGCGGUGUUGUCGAUUCAGCAAUUGUAUCGAUGAAACCAAUUGAUGUAAUUCCAACAUCAAGACAACCUUCAGCAGGAAUUACAACAACCACAACUACUUUAAUUGAUGAUGGAGAAAUCUUUAAAGCAUUACAUGAUUGUAUGAAAGACGUAGGAAAAUUUAGACAAUAUAUUUAUUACAUCGGUACAUCAUGCGAUACAACUAAACUACGAAAUAAAAUUCAAAAACUUAAAGAACGUAUUAAUCGUAAUCUUUAUCAUCAACGAGAACUUGUACGAAAAGCAGCAGCAGCAGCAACAACUUCUAUAAAAAGAGAAUUAGCAAUGAAUCGUUUUGAAAAAUGUUUAUGUUUUACAUUGGCUUCUAUAAAUUAUUAUGAAAAUUUACUUCAUAAAUUCUCAAUUCUACUUGUAUAUUUUCCAAUAGCUACUGGAGAUCGUACGAAUGUUGUUAAUUUGGGUUUUGAAGAUUCAACAAUAAAUGCUGAUGAAGUUUCAUAUGAAAAUCAUGAAGCUGAAGAAAAUGAAACAAAUCGAUAUAUUGAAUUAUUAAAUCAAAUUCAAGUUCUUCAAUUACUUCGAGAUGAAAUUGAAAAAAUUGAUGUUUAUCAAUUACGUUCUCAAGCUACUUCAUAUUCAAAAGAAUUCGUUGAAAAUAUGCAUAAAUAUACAAAUGAAAUAACAAUUGAAAAUACUUCUCGAAGAUAUCAAGAAAAUCGUUAUUCACUCCGUGAUUAUUUGGGUGAAGAAUCUUCAACAUCAGCUGGAAGAUGUUAUCAACAAUGCAAUAGACGUAAAUUUCUUUGUACAUUAACUAUUGUAUUAUUAAUUUUGGUUAUUGUGGCCGUUAUUGUCACUGUUAUUGUGACGACUAACAAAGCAUCUACUGGUGGUCAAUAA